CAUAUCUUGUAUCUUUUUCUGCAAUUGCAUCACUGCAGGAGGAGUGAUCGGGCUACACAUCCAGAGAUCCAGCGACUAACGAGGGGAAGACUUGUGUGAGUCACGGUGCGGAAGUACCUCCUCGGAAAGCUGUAUCUCUCAAAACACUGCACUGUGUAGCAAUGGAUGGCUUACCGGUCCACUGUAUAUGAGGGACUCGUUAAAAUAAGAUUGAUAAAAAGGUCAGUGUGUAAAUUUUGAAAACAAAAAUGAUGGCGAAGGAGAGCGAAGACGAAGACCAAAUCACCGACGUUGUUUCUCACGCCGAGAUGAGAGCCAUGCUCUGGGGCCGACAGAGAGAAAAGAAUGUCAGUGAUAAUUCAAUGUCGUCUAAAGCAGACGACCAGGUGACGUCAUAUCGGGCGGAGAGACCCACUAGUCUCAGCGAAGAAUGGAAGGAAUUAAAGCGGCUUCGCAGUACUGACGGAACACCGGAAAACCUAAACAUGGGGCCACCGAAAACGCACACUAAAGGUUCCGUUUGGAAAAAUUUUGUCGCUCUGUGCACAGGACUAAUGUUGGCUUUUAUGUCCUUCUUGCCGCUUCGAAACAUUCAAACCAGUAUAUUUUCAGACUAUUAUCUUGGCACAAUUUCACUAGGACUUAUAUAUGGAAGUUUUGUAAUUGGUUGCAUGAUUUCGCCGUGGUUGGUACAAAAUGCUCGACCGAAAGGGUUAAUUUUACUUUCCUUGAUUUCACAUGUAUUCUUUGUGACAUCUAACCUGUUUCCCUCAUUUUGGACGCUUUUGCCGAUGUCAGUGCUUUUCGGAUUUUUUCAGGCCCCUUUGUGGUCGGUUCAAGAACUUUUAAUUGGAAGCUACGGAACGAGUUAUUCAACUAUAACAGGAAUUAGGAUAGAACGUUCGAUUCAUCAAUUUCAGAGCGUUUUUGUCGUGUUUUGCCAUACUGCACAGAUUCUUGGAAAUUUAAUGCAAAGCAUUACUCUAAGAUUUGAUGAUAAUUACAGUCAUGCCAAAAUUCCCACCGAGAAAAACCAUAUAACCAUAUGUAAUAACUCUUCUAUGUGUCAAGAAGAGUUCCACGUGACUUACGACGGAGAUUUCGGCCAGAAAUUUAUGCGUUAUUUUGCGGAGGAUUUUGAAAAGCUGGAUUAUUUGCAAAUCUUAAAGUUGUUUUACUUGUGUCUGGCAUGUUGUUCAGUCAUUCUAAUAGGAUGCUGCCUGAGGAAGCCAGACAUAAUUAUAAACAAAAGAAAAACACCAUUUUGGGAUAAAAUCUGCGAUGUUUCGAGCUUUUUUCGAACAAAGACAUUUCUCAUGCUUGGUUUAUUGAUGACAUUUACUGGUAUGCAGCAAGCCAUUGUUAUUAGUGACGUCACGAAGAUGUACGGGACGAACACAUUAGGACUGGGAAUGAUUGGGUACAUCAUGAUGUGCUAUGGAACCUCUCAGCUGGCCAUGUUGUUAAUCAUUGAAAAACUGCAGAAGAGACUAAAACCAGUUGUGUUUGUUCUGAAAGGUUUCCUGGUCACACAAGGUCUUCUGCUUGUGCUUUACAUCUGGGAGCCUCGUUCUGAUUCUGUUUACAGUAUUCUAGGAUUUAUGUCCCUUUGGGGAGCCGUGGAUGCCGUUUGGCAGUCGCAAGUGCAAGGUAUCUUGGUGUCGUCUGCUGCGCGAAAGGAGCCGGCUGUCAUCUGCUACAGGGUGUGUCAGGGAGUGGGGCUUUGUGUUGUCUUCUUUUCCUCCAUCGUACUCAGUCUCCUGUACAAAGUUUGUUUGAUCGGAUCUACACUUGUGUUGGGAGUCAUUGGAUAUCUUGUAAUGGAGGUGUCCAAUAACCCAGUCACACCGCAGGAGAACCGAGCGUUCAGCGUAUAACUAUAUUUGUUUAUGUUUGUUUAUAUUUCUUAUAAUUGUUUCAAUCUCUUUAUCACGAUUGGAUUAUUGGUUAAAAUCAUAUACAGUUUACAAUACAUUUUUUUUAAUUCCAAUCCCUGAAUUCUAAUCUAACUGACAGUGACACAUUAUUCGUUACACGUAACUGGGUAGAUCAGUAGUUUACUAAGCAAGUAGGAUACACAAGUAGGAAUCGAAAAGAUAAAAACCCAUUUUAAAAGCAAAACAAAAGUAAAACUCUCUGAAAAAGGAAUAUAUGGAUUGAAAGAUUCCUUUUUUAAUAAUUUUGUGUCUAAAACUUAUGUAUCACACAUCAACAUUUGAAAAUCGACGAAUUGUUUUAAAGAAUAAAUUGUUAUCUUUAGUGUUUCAUGUGAGUAUGAAAGUAGCAUAAGGGUUAUGUAUAUUUUUCUCCUACGUUUGUUACCUUCAUACCUGUGUGAAACAUUAAAGACAGCAUAUAUAUCUAAAUCAUUUAAUCACUUAUUGAUAAAAAGUGGGUCAAAGUACGUAUUUUUUUUUUUUUUUUUUUUUUUUUUUUUUUUUUUGCUGUUGACCAGAACCUUUCAAAGAAGGAACAGCCAAUUGUCAAAUUAUAUAUGAAGAUCACCAUGGCGAUAACAAUAUCUUUGACGACUUGAGUCUGUAAAUUCAUGAUCUCAAUGUAGCUUUCGUUUCAUUUGAUCAAGAAAUAAUCCACACAUAGUCAACUCUUAAAGUGCAAAACCGGACAUCAAUGAACGAUGUAAGAAUUGUUGAUUUUAUCUAUUUGAAUUAAAGUUGACGUUUGAUUAUAACAAAAUAAACAGCAGAUUUUAAUAUAAUGUUAUUUUAUCUAAAUAAGUAGAACAAAAGUGACACACAUUCUAUGCAAUGCACAUUUUCUAAUAUCAAUUUUUUUCAGUUCGUACAUAAGCAAUAUUAUUGUAAGCUUGUCUUUUAGCAAGUAUUGUGCUGCUGUAUAUUUAAACAUUUUAAUCUUCUUUUUUUUCAUGCAAAGGUAAUACACUCUGAGCUUUGAUAUACACUGUCUAAUUUUAAUUUUGCCUUUGGAACUUGUUCAGAUGUAAAUUAUUUGAGUUCUCAAAAAUAUUAAAGUUGACUCAACAAUAUGUUAAGCCGGACGCUGCCUGUUGUAUUUCCGUGGACUAGAGCUUUCAUUGAUUUAACCCGUCAUAUGCAACGAAUACAAAUAAGUUUGGCUUUUGUUAUACAAUUUUUAUUUGGAAAAUAAAUUGUAUCGUAUUCGUUAUGAA
This is a messenger RNA of Magallana angulata, 3151 nucleotides long. RefSeq names its product protein unc-93 homolog A-like. The record is from RefSeq and is a predicted model, not a curated record. Lineage: Eukaryota; Metazoa; Mollusca; Bivalvia; Ostreida; Ostreidae. The coding region runs from base 249 to 1877 and encodes 542 amino acids. The transcript is spliced from 6 exons.